AGGAAAGCAGGAAGUGGCGGAAAGAAGGAGUCACCACAAUCACCUAUUGCCGAAUCCUCGCAUCCAGUGCGAAACACUUUCUCGCCACCACUAGUGUUCUGGAAGGAGAAGAACUGAACCGAAAACAUGAACUGGAGAAUUUUUCAUCUGACAAUACUUCUUGCCAUCCUCGUUGGAGCGACAUACGAACAGUCUGAUGAUUCGCUCGUGGAUUGUGCCUCAAUAACCCUGUGUGCUGAGUGCCACAGCAGCAACACCUCUGAUGCUGCAUGCAGCUGGGUGGAAUGUGGAGGUGUCGGAAAAUGUAUGAACGCAUCGGAGAUGAACAACAGCAGCUGUGCUAACGCCACCUGUGGAGCCACUCCUGUACCCAGCACAACGGUCCUCGUCCCUCCUGUUGAGCCCACCUCCGCCACCAAUGACACCAACUCCACCGCCGUGGUGCCCACCUCAUCAGAAGCCGGAAAUACAACAGCAGUGCCUCCAGCUCCGCCCACUACUCAAGCCGCCAAUGUCACUGUUCCCACCACCUCCGCUUCCAAUGUAACUGUGCCGACCGUAUCUCCAACCCCCUCCCCCUCCUCUAAAUCGGCCACGUUUGACGCGGCGAGCUUUGUGGGAGGCAUCGUGCUAGUGCUGGGCUUGCAAGCGGUCAUCUUCUUCCUCUACAAGUUCUGCAAGUCCAAGGACCGCAACUACCACACUUUGUAACACACACACACACACACAUGUGGUCACACAACUCACAAAUGCGUCUGCACUCCACACUCGAUAAAAGCACCACACUGGACACACACACGCACACACUGUUACAUAUACACAGAGAUGAAUGCAUACACACACGCAUACAAAUGUUUAGCUUACUGUUACCGUCUACACUACUACAUGAGUGUGUGUGUGUCUAGUAGAAUCAGUUAUUCAUGUAUGCAGACACAAUGUGAUUCCUAUCCAAUUGAUGCCAUUUUUUUUACAUUUCAGUGGUCCUGACACACAAAAACAAGACUUUGCAUGAAUCUAGAAUGUAUAGCUGAAGGCGGCAUACAUUUCAAACCACCCUUCAACACAAAUAAUGCUAUGAAUGCAUAAAAUGUGUUUUUGUGGAGAGAAAAAAAGAAAACGCAACGAUAACGGCAAACAUGCAAAAGGCUACAGAAAGUAUUCAUCCGGCCUGAUUAAUGUUGUUUUGUAGGCCUGUGUGUGUUCAGUGAAACCUCUCAAAACUUUAAGUUAUUCCCCAUCCCCAGAAGCCUGCAUAGGCUGGUCUGUAAAAAGAAAAAUCGUUAAUAGUUGGCCAGAUCAGGCUUUGGGGCUGACUAGCACUUUGCCGUAUCCCCUCUAACCCUGACCGUACAAGAGGCCAUUUGGUACCAUGAUCGGACAUGUACACACAGCCAAUACAAAAUAGCUGUUUACCAGGAGAUUGCCAUACUUUUCACACUUAAACCAUUUAUUACAACCACCCCCUCACCCGAAAAACAGCCACGCCUCCCCUCUCUCAGCCUUUGUGGUCUUCAGUCAUUGGCAUGAAGGCUCUUCAAGGGGUGUGAGAGUGCAGGUUAGCUUUUCAACAGCACAUUAGCAUUGCCGAUUAAUUAUUAUUAUUAUUAUUACAGUUGUAUGACAGCGUCCCUAACGUCAUGCUCUGACGAUGCCGAGUAGUUUGUAGCUGUUACGAGCACAGCAUGUCUCUCUGUAUAGUAAGGUCAUUUCAUUUGUUACAGCCAUCCAUUAACGCCAGCUCAAUGCUUAUGCUUUGCCAAGGUUAAUCAAAGCAUGGCCUGGUUUAUUCCCAGACGAUAAACUCCCCCCCCCCACAGCACACUUGCACAUUACUGCUAUUUUGCUGUUUAGCAGCAUCCAGUGUUCCGGAUGCCGAUUGGUUGAUUUCCACCACUGUUCUUGUUGCUAAACGGUGAUUUGGUUGUUACAGUACGGUUGUCUACAGGUCGUAUAUCGCUAGCAUCAGCAAGCAGCAGGCAUGUAACAUAAGCUGUGCCUAGCUAUGCAUGAGCUGUCCAGAGCUUCGCAAUACAAUCCAUGCUAGCCACCGUGCUACCAGGUCAAGACCUAUUUGUAGUUUAGCAUAAGUGGCUGUGCUGGCUCGAUAGCGGUUGUGCUCAGCACAACAACAGGAUUAUAAUAUCAAAUAUCGCGUCACUCAAAAAUGCCACAUUUUAAAGUGUGAUAUGGUGUAAAGAUAUAUGUGUGUGUGUGUGUGUGCGUGGGUGUUUGUGGGUUAGAUGCAGUUGCGGGUUGGAGACUCGUAUUGAUGGGAAGCCAUGGCAGAUUAAGUGCCUUCAGUGUUGACUCAAUCAGGAGGAAUGUGACGAAGAGGGAGGAGAGACAUUGUCUUCCUCCCUGCUGCGGAACUGUCAGUGUGUUACUAGUAUGACUGAGAAUACCUAUUGCGAGUGCAUUUGUCUGUGUCUGUGUGUGUGCGUGUGCGUAUGAAUGUGUGUAACUGUUACCUUGUUUUUUCGAGGCAAUGGAGGCUCCAGCUGGACUGAUUGCGUAAUAAUUAUGACUUGUCACAAGAGAAGAUUUCAUGUCCGUGCGUAAUUGAUUAACAUGUUUGUGUGUGUGUGUGUGUGUGUGUGUGUGUGUGUGUGUGUGUGUGUGUGUGUGUGUGUGUGUGUGUGUGUGUGUGUGU
Messenger RNA from Engraulis encrasicolus (European anchovy), 2650 nucleotides. RefSeq names its product CD164 molecule, sialomucin (gene cd164). Bases 127 to 711 code for a protein of 194 amino acids. The record is from RefSeq and is a predicted model, not a curated record. Lineage: Eukaryota; Metazoa; Chordata; Actinopteri; Clupeiformes; Engraulidae. Gene Ontology annotation, cellular component: cytoplasmic vesicle. The transcript has 6 exons.